GCAUGCAGAAAACACGUCAACUGAAGUAAAACUUUCUUCUUUCUUCGGAGCUUUGUCUAGCAUCUUUUCAUUGGUUCCAGAAUACUUUUUGGGCUGUUUGCCUGUUUCGAGAGAAAGCGAUGGCUCGGGGGAGCAUUGCCGCGUUGGCGGUGCUUGUUUUGACCGUAGCCAGUGUGAGCCAUGUGGAUAGCGCUGCUGUGAUGGCCGUGGAUUUUGGCAGUGAGUUUAUCAAGGUGGCCAUUGUGAAACCCGGAGUGCCUAUGGAAAUUGCUCUGAACAAGGAGUCCCGACGGAAAACACCGAACAUUGUGUCCAUGAGAGAUGGAGAGCGUCUGUUUGGAGAUCCUGCCAUGAACACAGGGAUUCGCUUUCCCAAGUUUGCCUUCAGAUACCUUCUACACAUUCUGGGACAGAAGUUCGAUAGUGCUGCUGUGAGACAGUUCAGUGAACGCUUUCCCCACUACAAGCUGGCAGAGAAUGCAGAACGUGGCACAGCAUGCAUUGAAUACAGCGACACGGAGACUUACUGUGUGGAGGAACUGGUAGCUAUGAUGCUCAAUAACUCCCGCGAGACGGCGUCGACUUAUGCUGAGCACCCGAUCAAGGACGCAGUGAUUGCUGUUCCGCCAUUCUUUACCCAGGCACAGCGCAAUGCCAUGAUGUAUGCUGCCGAGCUGGUUGGCCUCAAAGUCCUGCAGUUGCUCAACUCCAACACUGGUGUUGCAUUGAACUACGGCGUGUUCCGCCGCCAGACCUUCAAUGACACUGAGCAGAACCUCAUGUUCUUUGACAUGGGUGCGACAAGUACUGUUGCAACCAUUGUCUCAUACCAGACUGUAAAGAUCAAGGAGCUAGGCUUUACUGAGACUGUUCCUCAGCUCACUGUCCGCUCCGUCGGCUUUGAUCGUACUCUCGGUGGUUUGGAAAUGGACUUGCGUCUCCGCGACCAUCUUGCUACCGUCUUCGACUCUCAGAAGAAGACGUCAGAGAGUGUACGUACAUCUCCUCGCGCCAUGGCCAAGUUGCUGAAGGAGGCAAAUCGUGUCAAGCAAGUACUGAGUGCCAACACAGAUCACAUGGCCCAGAUUGAGGGACUUCUUCCUGACAUUGACUUCCGUGCCAAAGUGUCAAGAGAGGAGUUUGAGAAGAUGUGCGAGGAUGUUUUCGCCAGAGUGCAAGCACCUGUUGAGCAGGCACUAAAGGCUGCUGAAAUGGAUGCAUCCGAUCUUGAGCAGGUCAUUAUUGUUGGUGGCGGCUCUCGUGUGCCCAAAGUUCAACAACUCCUUAUGGAGGUUGCCAAGAAGACCGAGUUGGGCAAGUCUGUGAACAGUGAUGAGGCAGCUGCUCUUGGUGCAUCAUACUCUGCCGCUGGCCUGAGCAAGGCUUUCCGCAUCAAGAAGUUUGGCGUGAAGGACAUCAGCUUCUUUCCCAUGGAAGUGGCAUUUGAUCGUCAGACUGAUGAAGGUAAUGUCAAGCAUGUACGCCGCGUGCUCUACAACCGCCAUAACGUCAUGCCACAGAAGAAGAUCAUGACCUUCAACAAGUUCAGUGACGACUUUGAGUUCACCCUGGACUAUAGCGAUCUCUCUCACCUCAGCAAGCAGCAGGUGGUAGAGCAUGGUCCUCUGAACAUCACACAUGUGUCGGUGUCUGGCGUCGGUGAUAUAUUCGCCAAGCAUAAUGCUGACAACAUUGAGCCGAAAGGUGUGAAGGCUCACUUCAACCUGGAUACUGGCGGAGUUCUAACCCUGGACCACAUCGAAGCACUGUUUGAAAAGGCCCCACAGCCUGAGAAUGACACGGAUGAAGCAUCCGCCUUCUCUGAUAUUGUCGGAGGAAUUUCCAGCUUCUUUUCUGGCUCAGAGAAAGAGGAGGGCAAACAGACUGAGGACAAAGCCCAACCAGAGAAGGAUGGAGAAAAGGAGAAGACAGAUGAGAUCAAAGGUGAAGAGACAAAGAAAGAGUCAUCUGAUGCGCCAAAGUCAGAGACCAACGAGACAGUUAACGCUACAUCCUCCGCCAACUCUACCGCAGCCAACUCCACUGCAAGCAAUGCAACUGAGGCAAAGAAGAAGCCCCCGCAGCCUGUGAUGAUCAAGGAGCUACUCAACUUCACUGUGACCCGCAAGGAUUUCGUACCCUUCUCAAACGAGACUGUAACGGCAACCAAGGCACGUCUCCAAGAGAUGGCUGACAGGGAUCUGGAGAAAGUGCUUCUCGAGGCAUCCAAGAACGCUCUAGAGGCGUACAUAUUUGAUAUGCAAGAUAAGAUGUAUUCUGAGGAGUAUACCGAGGCAUCUGAGGAAGAGGAGCGUGCCAACGUCACCACUGCAUUAUCUGCGGCUUCUGACUGGCUGUAUGAGGAAGGCGAAGAUGCUACUCGUAAGAUCUAUGACGAGAAGCUGGCUGAUCUGAAGAAGACUGCUCGCCCGAUUGUGCGACGUGUGAAGGAGCAUGUCAAUCGCCCACUGUUGGUCCGUCAGCUGCGCAGCUCAAUCAAUUCUUCGCGCUACUUCAUUGUGCCGGCACUGAACUUCACCAAGCCUAUGCCCGGUUAUGUGGACAGUCUCUACACAAAGGUCGAAGUGGACGCUUUGAUCACGUUGACUAAUGAGACGGAAGCAUGGCUCAAUGAAACAGAAGCCAAGCAGAAUGAGACCAAGAAGUCCGAAGACCCAGUCUUGCUGAGCAGUGAUCUGAAGGACAAAACCAACAACCUCGACCGGGAGAUGUACUACCUCGGAAACAAAGCCAAGUAUUUUGUACCCACCAAGAAGAAGGUCAAUGCAACAAGCAAGGCAGCAAAGGCCAAGAAUGCAACAGUGAAUGGCACCACCAGUGACGAUGCCAACAGCACAUCUGAAGAGCCGCCAACCACCGAGGCCACGCCAGAGGACAGUGAAGAGUUUGAGUUUGUGCCUCCGACCGUGGAGCCUACUGAAGCGCCGAAGAAGAGGGCGAAGCGAAAGUCCGAGAAGCCAGCAGAUGCACAAGAGGAGACUCUUGCAUUGCCAGAUGGUGAUGAACCCACCGAUGAGCAUCAAGAGCUGUAAAUAUGUGAACAAAGACCAUCACUUCUCUCUGGUAUGUUAUGCUAUGCUAUAUUGCGCAGCUGGCUAUGUUCGUCAUCAAUGCGCUGCGCGUGUUUUUGAAUUGCUCUGUAAUUGCAUGUGUGCUGUUGCUGUAUUUUUUGGGCAGUCGGCGGUAGAACUGUUCCCAUUUCCAUUUCCAGGUGCUUGGAUGCUUGAGAUGCUGACAGGUGAAUGUAAUAACGACGAUGCCGAACUAGCCACGUGUGUAGGUUUGAAGCUCUAGCUAGGCGUUUUUCAUGGCGGCACUGCUGUUCUUCUUCUUGAAUGUGCUUUGCUUGUUUGCCGCCCACUCUUCCGCUGACCGCCUGCCGCUACUGCUACUUGUCUGUACUAUUCUGCUGGUCAUGGUAUCUACAGAGCUCGUUUUGCUCAUUCAUUUGCAGUUUUUUGUUCUCCUCCCAACGCUCGCCACCAGCACUUUGCUUGGUUUGAUGCACAGCGUUACUUUGCGAAUUCAGCUGAUAUCACUUUAUUAUUUAUUGCCCAUGGAGCCUGUUCUGCUGUUUUAUAUGAUAUGCCUCCAGUGACCGAUUGAUAUUGAUAGCUAGUUUCCUAUGUCGGUGCCUUUUCUUUAGCACUGCCGCCCGUUUCUUUUGCUGCUACAUGUACAUUGAAGAGACGGUAAAUUCAA
Sycon ciliatum is the source of this 3723-nucleotide messenger RNA. Its product is annotated as hypoxia up-regulated protein 1-like. Gene Ontology annotation, biological process: endoplasmic reticulum unfolded protein response. The transcript has a single exon. Lineage: Eukaryota; Metazoa; Porifera; Calcarea; Leucosolenida; Sycettidae. Bases 120 to 3053 code for a protein of 977 amino acids. The record is from RefSeq and is a predicted model, not a curated record. Gene Ontology annotation, cellular component: endoplasmic reticulum chaperone complex. Gene Ontology annotation, molecular function: ATP binding; ATP-dependent protein folding chaperone.